AUGGAAGAGCCGAGGGAGCCGGGCAGCGGCCGGGACUCCACCGGGGAGGACAGCCUGUCCCUGUCCCCCAACCUGCCGUCCCCGCCCCUGCUGCCCCCCCACCAGGGGGCCCAGCAGAACCACAGAACCACCAACUUCUUCAUCGACAACAUCCUGCGGCCGGACUUCGGCAGCAGGAAGGAGCCGGCCUACCGCAGCCCGACCCCGGGCCGGGAGAACGUGAACCCGCUGGCCGGCAGCCUGUGCCUGGACUCGAACUGCAGCAGCGACAGCACCGAGUCGUCGCCUUGCUCCUCGUCCUCCACCUCCUCGUCGCCCUCGUCCAAGCAGAACUCGGCCAAGCAGCAGGGCGAGGCGGCGGGGGGCACCGGCCCCGGGAGGUACGCGGACAGCCCCUCGUCCAUCGUGGUGGUGGGCAGCGGCACUGGGGCGGCCGCGGCUCCCAGUAAGGAGAGCCAGCCGCUGCUGUGGCCCGCCUGGGUCUACUGCACCCGCUACUCGGACCGGCCCUCAUCUGGCCCAAGGACACGGAAACUGAAAAAGAAGAAGAGCAGCAAGGAGGACAAGCGGCCCAGGACUGCGUUCACGGCCGAGCAGCUGCAGAGACUGAAAACUGAGUUCCAGGCCAACCGCUACAUAACGGAGCAGCGGAGACAGUCUCUGGCCACGGAACUCAACCUGAACGAGUCCCAGAUCAAAAUCUGGUUCCAGAAUAAGAGGGCCAAGAUUAAAAAGGCCACCGGCUACAAGAACGGCCUGGCCAUGCAGCUCAUGGCCCAAGGACUUUACAACCACUCCACGACCACCGUGCAGGAGGAGAAGGAGGAAAGUGAAUGA
This is a messenger RNA of Limanda limanda (common dab), 837 nucleotides long. Its product is annotated as homeobox protein engrailed-1-B-like. The record is from RefSeq and is a predicted model, not a curated record. Gene Ontology annotation, biological process: regulation of transcription by RNA polymerase II; neuron differentiation; multicellular organism development. Gene Ontology annotation, molecular function: DNA-binding transcription factor activity, RNA polymerase II-specific; RNA polymerase II cis-regulatory region sequence-specific DNA binding. The coding region runs from base 1 to 837 and encodes 278 amino acids. NCBI's taxonomy places the organism in Eukaryota, Metazoa, Chordata, Actinopteri, Pleuronectiformes, Pleuronectidae. The transcript has 2 exons. Gene Ontology annotation, cellular component: nucleus.